ACCCCAUACCGGCCAUACCCCACAUGUGUGCAUGGUUAUGCAUCUGAGCGCUUUUUGACUGCAAUCCGCCACUACUGAAAUAAUAUAUUUGUGCUUUUAUUAUUUGAUUCAGAAUAGAUAGUUAACUAUGGAUUCGUUUAUUAGAGAUUAAUAAUUAAAUGUGGAUGCUACUAGUAAAAAAAGUCUGUUGGCAGAAGACCCAGAACUGGAAAACCAAACAUAACCUCUGUAUUUAUGAAUGCUACUGCUAGUUCCAUUACAAACAACUGAAUUUUUCAAAAUAACACAAAAAUGACUCAUCCCAAAGAAGAUUUUGUUAAAAAUUUAGAUAUGAAUCCUUUCGAAGGAAUGAUAAUUGAAGACGAUAUACUUUUAUCACAAUUAGAUGGACGAGAAUCAUGUCCUAAAUGUAACAAGUCUAGAAAAUAUUAUUGUUAUACUUGUUAUGUUCCUAUUGAGAAAUUAACGGGAAGAAUUCCCCAAGUGAAGCUUCCAAUUAAAAUAGACAUUAUAAAACAUAAGCAUGAGAUAGAUGGAAAGAGUACUUCUGGACAUGCUGCUGUACUGGCACCAGAAGAUGUUAAAGUUUAUACAUAUCCAAACAUUCCCGAUUAUUCAAAAGAAAAGGUGGUUCUAGUCUUUCCUAGCUCUAAUGCUAUAACCAUACCUGACUUGUUGAAACAUAAUGAUUACGAGGAACUUUUAAAAUUCAAACGAGAACCAUUGGAGGAUAUUCCCAAAGGUUAUAAUAGGUCAACUCUUCUGAAAAAAAUCAACAAAGACUCCGAUGUUGAAUUCAAAAUAAUAAAAACAUUACCUGUAGAUAAGGUGAUAUUUAUAGACAGUACUUGGAAUCAAAGUAAGGGUAUAUUUAAAGAUCCCAACAUAAAUAAAAUUCCAUGUGUUGUAAUAGCUAAUAGAAUUUCUCAAUUCUGGAGGCACCAAAAAGGUAGCCCUAGGUGGUAUUUAGCAACUAUAGAAGCAAUUCAUCAAUUCCUGAUAGAAAUUCAUCUGUACAAAUGGGGUUUAGACAAAGACUAUAAAGGCAUACAUAAUUGUUUUAGUGAAAAUGCAAUUUUGCAUUUGGACCAGUUAUUUAAUCAAACAGAAAGUGCAUAUAGGGGACAAUAUGAUAAUUUAUUGUAUUUUUUUAAGCAUAUGUUCAGGUUGAUUCAUACAUAUUAUGAUCAUAAAGAUCUUUACGCUUAUAAGCGAAGGUUAUUGUAAAAAUGUUUCAUAUCUUGGUUUCAGCUUUAAUGAUGCAUGGGAGAAUCAAUUUGUAGAAUGAAAAUGAAAUAGUAUUUAUUUUGAAAUGAAAGAGGAAUGUUCUUCAACUUUU
Molecule: messenger RNA, 1339 nt
Organism: Coccinella septempunctata (seven-spotted ladybird)
Lineage: Eukaryota; Metazoa; Arthropoda; Insecta; Coleoptera; Coccinellidae
Product: tRNA-uridine aminocarboxypropyltransferase 1
Exons: 2
Coding region: 292-1227 (311 amino acids)
Biological process (GO): tRNA modification
Cellular component (GO): nucleus
Molecular function (GO): tRNA-uridine aminocarboxypropyltransferase activity
Source: RefSeq, a predicted model, not a curated record